AUGGCGAGUUUACUAGAUAAAGCAAAAGGUUUCGUGGCUGAUAAACUCGCCGGGGUUCCUAAACCGGAAGGUUCGGUUACGGACGUCGACCUUAAAGACGUGAAUCGCGACUCCGUCGAGUACUUAGCCAAAGUUUCAGUCACCAAUCCUUACGGUCACGCGAUUCCGAUCUGCGAGAUCAAUUUCACUUUUCACAGCAAUGGCCGGGAAAUCGGAAAGGGGAAGAUACCGGACCCUGGUUCACUGAAAGCAAAGGACAUGACGGUCGUUGAUGUUCCGGUGGUGGUGCCGUAUAGUAUACUGUUCAACUUGGCACGAGACGUUGGUGCUGACUGGGACAUUGACUAUUUGCUCGAAAUAGGCCUCACCAUUGAUCUUCCUGUUGUCGGGGAUUUUACAAUCCCUAUUACCAGCAAGGGCGAAAUAAAACUCCCGACUUUUAAAGACUUCUUCUGA
This is a messenger RNA of Eruca vesicaria subsp. sativa (arugula), 456 nucleotides long. The record is from the annotation of a GenBank genome assembly. Lineage: Eukaryota; Viridiplantae; Streptophyta; Magnoliopsida; Brassicales; Brassicaceae.